Molecule: messenger RNA, 11677 nt
Organism: Betta splendens (Siamese fighting fish)
Lineage: Eukaryota; Metazoa; Chordata; Actinopteri; Anabantiformes; Osphronemidae
Product: potassium voltage-gated channel subfamily C member 1-like
Exons: 5
Coding region: 109-2010 (633 amino acids)
Biological process (GO): protein homooligomerization; potassium ion transmembrane transport
Cellular component (GO): neuronal cell body membrane; voltage-gated potassium channel complex; dendrite membrane
Molecular function (GO): protein binding; delayed rectifier potassium channel activity
Source: RefSeq, a predicted model, not a curated record
CCCCGUCACUUCUCACCGGGACGGUAGAACGGAGCGGAUGGUGGCCGUGGACGGGGACGAGCCGCGAGCAGAGCGCACCGACGCACCGAAGCAUGCCCCAGCGCAGCCAUGACUUGCUCGGCGUCAGAUAGCGAGAAGAUCGUGAUCAAUUGCGGCGGGGUCCGACACGAGACGUACCGGAGCACCCUGAAGACGCUGCCGGGCACGCGCUUGUCUUGGCUGACGGAGCCCGACGCGUUCAGCAACUUCGACUACGACCCGAAGUCCGACGAGUUCUUCUUCGACCGCCACCCGGGCACGUUCGCCUUCAUCCUCAACUACUACCGCACCGGGAAGCUCCACUGCCCCAGCGAUGUGUGCGGGCCGCUCUUCGAGGAGGAGCUCGCCUUCUGGGGCAUCGACGAGACGGACGUGGAGGCGUGCUGCUGGAUGAACUACCGGCAGCACCGCGACGCGGAGGAGGCGCUGGACAGCUUCGAGACCCCGGAGCCGGACGAGCCGGAGAACGACCCGGCGCUCACCGGCGGCGCAGACGGCGACCUGAAGCGGCUGUGCAUGCAGGAGGACGGCCGCAGGGCGACGUGGUGGGAGGUGUGGCAGCCCAGGAUGUGGGCUCUGUUCGAGGACCCCUACUCGUCCAAAUACGCGCGGUACGUGGCGUUCGGCUCGCUCUUCUUCAUCCUGCUCUCCAUCUCCACCUUCUGCCUGGAGACCCACGAAGCCUUUAACACCAUCUACAACAAAACGGAGAACAUCACCGUGGACAACGUCACGCGCGAGGAGAUCCAGUACGAGGUGGUCACCGACGGCUGGCUCACCUACGUGGAGGGCGUCUGCGUCAUCUGGUUCACCAUAGAGGUGAUGGCGCGCGUCAUCUUCUGCCCGGACAAGGCCGAGUUCUUCCGCAGCUCCCUCAACAUCAUAGACUUCGUGGCCAUCGUGCCCUUUUACCUGGAGGUGGCGCUGAGCGGCCUCUCCUCCAAAACAGCCAAAGACGUGCUGAGCUUCCUGCGCGUCGUGCGCUUCGUUCGGAUCCUGCGUAUUUUCAAGCUGACCCGCCACUUCGUGGGCUUGCGGGUCCUGGGCCACACGCUGCGGGCCAGCACCAACGAGUUCCUGCUGCUCAUCAUCUUCCUGGCGCUGGGCGUCCUCAUCUUCGCUACCAUGAUCUACUAUGCUGAACGCAUCGGUGCCGACCCGGACGACCCGACCGCCGCCCGCCACACCGUCUUCAAGAACAUCCCCAUCGGCUUCUGGUGGGCCGUGGUGACCAUGACCACGCUGGGCUACGGGGACAUGUACCCAGAGACGUGGUCGGGGAUGCUGGUGGGAGCGCUCUGCGCCUUGGCUGGGGUGCUCACCAUCGCCAUGCCGGUGCCUGUCAUCGUCAACAACUUUGGCAUGUACUACUCCCUGGCCAUGGCCAAGCAGAAGCUCCCGAAGAAGAGGAACAAGCACAUCCCCCGAGCGCCGCAGCCCGGAAGCCCCAACUACUGCAAGCCGGACGCCCUGGCCAUGGCCACCGCCUCGCCGCACAGGCUGAUGGGCAACGUCAUCGGGCCGGGAAUGGUGGGGUCCGGCAGCAUGAUGGGUGCCGGGGACUGUCCCUUGGCCCAGGAGGAAAUCAUCGAGAUCAACAGGGCAGACUCCAAGCAGAACGGUGACGCCGCUGCCAGUGCGGCUGCUCUGGCCAACGAGGACUGCCCCACCAUCGACCAGGUGCUCGGGGACGAGCGCAGCCCGGCCACCGGGGGCCUCGGCUCCACCGCCAGCCGCGAGCGCUACCCCCACGACCGAGCCUGCUUCCUGCUGAGCGCCGGGGAGUUCCAGCGCACAACAGACGGCAACGUCCGGAAAGCCACGGGUUAUGAGAAGUCGCGCAGCCUCAAUAACAUCUCUGGGAUGACGGGUGCCCCGCUGCGCUUCACCCCCAUCACCAACUCCACCUUCGAGCCCUUCGAGCCGCCUGGCCUCAGGCGGUGCCACUCGCCCAUCCCUUCCAUCCUGUAGCAUAGACACAUAGUUACCGAUGAUGAAGGAGACAAAAGCCUAGCGUUAGCGUAGAACAAGCAUCUCAUAUUCUGUCCUCCAUCACCAUGAGUCGUCUGGCAACUACAGCACAUGGCUCCAUCCUGCACCAUACAACAGGCCGAGCUUUAGCGAAGAAGCAGAAAUAGAUGCUUACUGAAGAUUAGCCGAUAGGUCAAUUAGCGCUCGCUCAUCUUUGCUCGUUCUCAGCCGCACUUGCACUUCAAAGCUUUAAGACUGAUACUUCAAAAUAAGAGACUUCUUUCUACCUUAGGCUCAGUGCCCACAUUCAGACAUAUGUAGAACAUAACCUAUUACUGCAGUGUGCAUGUUGUACCCUGUGAACCUGCAGACUGACAGCAACUGUAGCUUUGAGUAGAAGGAGCUAAACCUUUUAGACGAACCCGCGGAGGUGGCUGCAUGGGCAGCGGUAGGAAGCAGGGAUGCUCGGGUAGGAGGCGGGUAGCUGUAGGACCCUGAGGUCAAGGCCUGGCAGUAAGGACGGGAAACACUGGUCCGAUGAGCUCAACCAUCUGAAAAGAGGUAAAUCAGUCAAAGGGUUUCAGCUCAACAGGCACCAAAGACAGCAACAUGAGACUCAACGGGUUUAGAUCAGCUCCUUACUGGACUAGUUGAAUGUUAAAGGCAAGUUUUAUUGUUCAGUGAUUUAUGGUCAGUGUCUACGUUCAUUUGCUCAUUACUGUGCAUUUAGGUGGUCAGAGAACUUUAGAACCGACCGACUGGAUCAGAUCAGAUUAGCCCACGAUGAACUGGUUCCAGUAGCUCAAGGGGUCAAAAAACCAAACCAGUGGUGGCGCAAAUAUCACAAAAGAAGCAACGAUCAGACAGUAGCUGUAAUAAUAAUAAUAAUAAUAAUAACAUUGAUGCCUCCAUGUGUCCACAUGCUGCCUUCAUCAUCUCUCAUCUGCUUCGUCCUGGGAUCAGGUCUCGUAUGUUUAAGGUGCUUCAUUCAAUGAUUAGCCGAGGUCCAGUGGACGCGGACCCACUUGGUGUUUUACUGUGAGAUCAGACUUGAUCAGACUUGCAUCAGUCACCUGAUGAUGUUAUUCCAUAAUCCUGACGCAAUAAUGAACUUUCUCUUUGUCUGAACAAGCUUCAUUGAGCCUAAAUGAGAAGCAUGGUUCAUCUCGCCACCAUCACCACCACCAAGGUUUCUAUUUGCACUGACUCCAAUGAGACCCAGCAGCUACUGGCAAUAUUUUUAGUUUUCUCCCUUGGCUUCUCCUCUUUCCCUGUUUUGCUCAUCCCCAAACCCCUCUUCUCCUGCCCCGACCCUCCUGCUCUCCUGUCCGUCCAUCUCUCUUUGUUUUCGGUUGUGACUGCUCAGUAGGAGGCACCGUGAACGGAUACUGGAGCGACAGCCCCUGGUAGAAGAAGAGCGGAAGAGAAACGGCACAAGGGCAGAAGAAACGGCGAGCAGGAAGAGAGAGAGAGACGUUACAAACCCAGAAAUAUGCAAUGUGAAUGAAAGAGACGGGGUCAGAGAGUGUGUGUGUGUGUGUGUGUGUGUGUGUGUGUGUGUGUGUGUGUGUGUGUGUGUGUGUGUGUGUGUGUGUGUGUGUGUGUGUGUGUGUGUGUGUGUGUGCUCUUCAUCUACCUCUGUAUUCAGAUGCACACAUGUCCUUUGACUUUCACUGAUAGAACUACUGUCUAGAACUUAUUUUACUGUUUGAUUUGACAUGUCUCAGAUUUUUUGUAUUUGAUUUGAUUGGGAUUUUUACUGUUGAUGACAUUUGGUUUGUUGUAAACAGCUGCUCUCGCCUGGUUUCUCUCCUACCAAAACCUUUUCAUUCUUUCUUUAGAACUAAGAAAGUAAAAGUAACAAAGGUUAAAGCCAAGAAUCAUUUUGAUAUUUUCAUCCUGAAACCUUAUAAAGGAUUUUCCAAACCCUCCAGCCCAGUCAGAUGGCUGACUGGUAUCACUGGUAUUACUGGUAUCACUGGUAUCAUGGCUUCAUGAAGCUCUACAGUACAGUGGGAUUCUCUACGGUUUCACUGUUGGGAGGAAUGAGAACCAGGUGAGCAGAUAAUGAAAAUGUUAAACUUGACAUUUUGGGAAAAAUAUCUGUGAAUUUUUUUGCCGAGAGAAAAAUGUCUUUGAUGUUAUUCGUGUAAUGAAUGAGGUGCAGACUCUAGAAUGAGCAGAUGAACUAAACACUGCUUAGUUCACCAUGAAGGGGUAUGUGAUGCUCCGACCCGCUGCUCCAGGAUCAGCCCUUUCCGUGGGAUUCCACUCUUCAGGACAAGCUCCAUCAUUUUCAUCUCUCGGCAAUAAAUCCUUUUCCCAAAAUAACAAGUUUUCACAUUAACGCCACAUUAUUGUCAUCUGAUUCCGGGUUGAGCCCGUGUAACAGUUUUGCCUCAGAAGAACCAAGUGGGAAGAAGGAUUUGGAAACUUGAAACCACUGGUAGAUUAGGAUUAGUCUCCCCCACUGGGAAAUCAUUUAAAUCCCUCCAAUCCCUGGACCCACACACACACACACACGCACACACGUUAACAUCAUUUCAUCGUGUGUCGUCAUCCAUCCGUCUCCUCGUCAUGACACUGUCCUGUACAUAUGUAGAUGAAUCUGCAUGGGCUCCCCUCACAAGCAAUAAGGUCCUGACACGAGUCCACGAGGAGGUCGAGCCUCAGUCAUGAAUGUGUAUAUAUUACUUAGAUACUAGAGUGGUGAGUGGAAGCAUACGAAUGCACUAACGCAGCAUGCGGGACUAAAACACCUCUGGAUGCAGGAGGAGGUGGAGGCUGACGUGAUGCAUGCCGACACGCAGAGCCGGCGGCCGGGGGGAGGGGGGUGGGGGGGUCUGGGGUUCUGACAGCUCUGGUUUAGCUGCUUCUGAUAAGAGACAUAUUAACAAUCGUAGCUUCUGAUUUCUUUUCCUCUUCUUUGCUUAUCUUUUCACAGAGAGCUGUUCUGAAAGCCCUGUGCUUAUCAGAUUUAUGCAAAAAGAAGCAGUAACUGUGAACUAAUGCUAAGAAAUGACAAAACACUCAAUCCAGCUUCUUCCACCAUCCUUGAUUCCUCCUCUGUAUAAAGAGGAGCGAUCCCCCUCAUGACACCCAUCACCACAGUCUGUCCCAUCCUUGUUUCACUUCCACACUCGUGUCCUGUGCUGUUCCGAUUCUUGUCUAAGCUGCUUCAGGAUGUUUUUCAGCUUUCUGUGUCUUCUCUGCCUCACGAGUGACACUUUAGUUCAGUGAGAUUACGAAUGAACCACGAGUUCCCAGUGAGAAAUGUGACAAAACGCUGGCUCCAUCCAUUCCCAACUCAGGUAUCUCAGCGGCUCCCUCUUCACAUGUGCUGUAUGACAAGCAGGAGGCCGCUGUCGUCUCUGUGUCUGUUGUGCUUUCAUGUCUUCUCUUUGUGUUACGUACGUGCUGUUUCUCUCCACGUGUCCGUUUUCUCUGUGAGACCUUUCACCCAUUGCUCCACCUUUAAGUCUCUGACUGAAAGCCACUAUGGAUUUGAUUGAAAACGGAGGCCUGACACUGGAUUUACCGCGGACGAAGACGGGAACGGACAUGACCGCUUACAUAGACAAAUAAAGACUGGGCUCCAUGUUGUGUGUUGUACGUGGGGAGGAGGUGACGUGUGUUCUGAGUGGACGCUCAGCCGAGCGGCGUCAGAGGGAGGAGAUGGAGGAAAAGUUGGGGCGAGACAGAAAAGUGUGGUGGUGAGGAAGGAAGGAAGGAAGGAAGGAAUGAAGGAAGGAAGGAAGGAAGGAAGAAGCUAAAGUCCCUCCAGUGUAAGGAUGUGUGAUCCCCGUUGCUCCUUUGCUUCCUGUGUUGUGGUUCUGUGUCAGUCGGGUCCUUUUUCAUUUCCUUCUCCGUGUGCACCACACCUGGGUCAGACAGCUCCCACCAACGUUUUAUCCCACAGCCGCAUUUGGAGUUUAACAUCCGGCCAAACGCAAAAGAGUCGCAAAAAAAAAAAGUGCGCGAAAGCGAGCGUGGGAUGAAAACCAGCUGAACGCAUUUGGCCGAGGUCUGGUCUGUGCAGAACACACCAACUGAGACGCUCCGCGCUCAGCUCUUGGUCUGGAUUCUGACUCAGUCCUGGUUGGCUGCAAUCCUCUGCGUUGAACUUUGACCUCUGACAUCGUCCGAAUUCUACCAAGUCUUUGACUUUGAUGUCUGAUGGUCGUCAGCAGCUUCUUAGUCACAUCAGAGGACUGAGCAGCCCUCAGAGGACGCGAGCGUGUGUGUGUGUGUGUGUGUGCGUCUAUUCCACGUUUUGUGUUGUUGUGUACUUGCAUGUUGGCUGAGCUGUGGUGAAGUCUUGCUUUUAUGUGUUUGUGCCUUGUUACAGCGAAGCCACUCAAAGUUUCAUUUGUAAAACAACCACAGUGUCGAGAACCAAUGUCAAAUGUGAACGACGGUACAAACGCCCAGUGAGCCGGCGUCACAUUGGCCCCAAAGUAAAACUGAUCUCAGAGCUGAUGUUAGUGAACACAACGUUUAUACCGGCUGAUAGGAAUAGAUGAGAGUUCUACAAACGUUCUGGGUAAAAUAACCUGUUUCUGCUAAAACUGACCCAUUCAUACGUCUCAGAACCGUCUGUGGCUGCUGGACUGGGUUUCACCAGGUACCAUCAAAACAUGAGAGCGUUCAGUAUCUGCUACGUUCAAACUGCGCCGACCAAACUGAACUGAGGCCGACGUCAGCUACAGAUCAGAAACGUUCAUCCAUGUUUCGAGUCAACCUUUAAUAAAUUUACAAUAAAACUGUAAAUAUCAGAGGUCAGUGGAAAUCUUUUGUAAAUAAAUUUUAUUUCUAUACAUUCAGAGAGACUGUUUACAUCGUUCUUAGGACGAUUAUUAUUAUUUUAUCCCAGUUUACUAAUGUAACAUCAGGCACUGGGAGACGUUAUGUGACAACAAACCAAACCAUUAACUCACUUAUUAACCCAAUUAAACUCCACCUCUGACCCACCAGCAUCAGGCCUAUGACUACAUGAAUACUGUGAUCUAAGCCCGUAGCCAGCGUCCAUCCGGCCACAGUCGGCCUCAGCCGUGAUGUGUCACAGCUUCGGGAGCAUUUACUGACUUGUCUUCUCUUGUCCUUCCAGUGCUGAGUUUCUAAUCGCGCCCUCACUGCCCCUCAGCCUCACACCCAGCUACAAGAGGGAAGCAAUAACCCCUAAAGCCCCGCUCCUCCAUCCCCCUUAAAGGCAUUCACUCCAGGAAGGAACAUAGGGAGAAAAGAGGACCGCGACCGUCCAAUGCUCUGGGUUCGUCGCUGACGCCUCCCGUCGCUUUACGAAACCGCCGUCACUUCCAGAAGCCGCAUUCGCUGAAUCUGAGAGCAUUUCAUCGUGUGAACUCACUAUGCAAGCUGAGUCUUUGCUACAGACAGGCCGCCCUUCCAGGACCUGCUGAGUCUACUCAUACAUAUCACACAUGGACGGUGGGCCGUCGUUAUUUUAAAGGCCUGUCGAGGUCGAAUGUCACUUUUAAAGUCACCAAGAGAUGGAAUUGAACCCAAAGAUGCAUAUGUGGAUGGAUCAACCAGCUUUGUUGAACAGAGACCCUCAAAGACUCCAAAGUGGCCACAACAUCUGCUUAAAACAGGAAGGAAGGAGGAUCAGUCGACUCCUUUUUUACUCUCUCUUUACGCCUCCUCCUGCAUUUCAGCACCGCUGCUCCUUCUCUUUAGCAAAUCUGCAUGGCAUGAAUGAAAGCAAUUAAAACCUGAAGAAAGGAACUCAGAGAUGCGAUCGGCGGAUUUAACGAGGAUGUAGUCCACGAGAAGCCAGAGAGACCAUAGAUUCCUUUUUCUACCCAGCAAAGUCAAUGCAAAGUCAUUCUUAUCGACACGGUUGGAGCCCCUGUUUCAGCCCCGAAGCGUCUCCUGGUGCAGGAUGACAGGGACGAGGCGGAGACCCGGGUCCCGUCCCACAGCAGGAGAGAGCAGGUGUCAGCAGCAGGAGAGCGUCUUCAGAAGCUAAAGACUACAAAUGCAUUUUCUGACCUUGUUUAUCAGCAUGAAUAUACUGCAUGACGUCUGCGAGCCAUUUCGAACAAUAGCAGGGCUACAAUUUGACGAGAAUAGAAAAUUUACUAAAUUAUAUGAUGUGCAAAAGACGGCAAAGAGCUGGUUAUGUUAAAAGAUCCCGUCUCCUUUGAAUUGUCGUGAAGAAGGGACGGCAGCACACACUUCUUCACUAUGAGCCUGUUUCCUUUUCUUGCUUCAAGUGCAAGUAUUUAUCGCUACUCGGAGGUUGUCUUCUUCUUCUACUACCUGGCUGCUGCUCUUCUCUUUUUCUUCCUCGAAUUACCUUUUACCAAAACUUUCUUUGUAACUCUUUCCAAAGGCAGCUGCGUGCGUCUGUGCCACUAUCUGGAUCCAGGACUUUAACUGAUGUGGAACUAAACUGUGCAUCAGAUCUGAGAUGUCAUUGAUUACAUUGAUUUGAAUCUGCAUUGUCCCUUUCCUUGCUUUUUUCCUCGACCUUGGCAUCCAAAAGUUGAUGGUUUGGCAGGCCAGCAGAUCUGGGGUCAGGAAUUAAAAAGGAAAAGGUAAUGAUUGCAUUUAAUCAACACAUGAUGGACACAGGUGUAUUUCCUUCCUCAGGUGAAAAGACACAAGAUGGCUGCCUUGUGAUUCAGGGUUUCUUCCACUAGCUUAGACGCUGACGAGUGUGUUAAAGUCUCUCAGCAGGAGUUGAACCUGCUGUUUUACCAACAUUCAUAUUGGCUGCGUCCACCGCUUGGUGACAUCUGCAGAGAUUUGCUAGAAUGAAGUGGGCAUGAAGCAUCCGCGUUACCCUGUUUUGGAGGCAGCCAUCUUGGCUCUAUGUGUUCAAAUAUGGUUAGUCCAAUAUUCCUGUCAUCAAGCUGCUGUGGGAAAAUAUAUUUUUGCACUAACUGUGAGAUUUCAAUAAGAUCCUUAAUUCGAGGGACAGCGGCUGUUUGAGGAGGCGGAGGGGGAUGAAUGUCAGCAGGAAACAGAUCUGACUCCUCUUUGAAUGUUGGUCAUUCACAUGGAUUCUCUCUUUGUGUCAUUAAGCCCUGUUUCAGUAUGAAUGUUGACUUUUAGUUUCUUAUUCUCGUCUGGAUCUUCUGGACUAAACAGCGGCCGGUCUGUUUGACGUAGUGAUAUGAAAACAGUACGAAGAGGCGUGACACAUCUAAAAGCUAAAGCUAACUGGCUAAUAAAUAUACUAACAUGCACAAUUUGGCAGAGAAAUGAAUUGUUCACAAGUCGGUGGCCAUGAGACAUUUAUCAGGGGUUUGUGUUGCCUGAUUAUUAAAAGGGCUCUAAACCCAGAAAUCCCCUGUCCACAGGAUCCUACACUCACGCAGGAGGUCACACGUUCUUACAUUUGCUUCGCUCGGCACGUGUCACAUUUCCAUUUCCUGUCACAUUCACCAUACAAGUUUAUUCUUAUAUACGUUUUCUUAGCACGUUCUGGCACAAGAAUAAACUGUAGCAAGUGUGAGGGGAGGAAAGUCCAGAUGUUCUCAGUCUGUGUCUUCUCCUCCAAACGAGCGCCAUCCAUCGACUGUAGCUUCAUCAGAACAUCUAUGCAUGGCUGGUGAUCUGGGGGGGUCAGGCUCCGGAACCAGGAACGGGCCUCCUUCAAAGAACUACAACACGUAGAAAGCCAACCCAGUCCAACAGAACCACAGAACUACAUGAGAAGGUCCAGGAAGCGUGUCUCCGUCAUUGUGCUUCACAACAGUCUCUGCUGCCGCCAUGCUUGUUCACACCGUACGAGGCUAAACCGCCAACAUUCAGGAGCGAAGCCGCCAAGCAGCACGUGAGCUUCUUCACCCGGGACAGAAGCUGCUGUAGCAACACGCUGAGCAGACUGAGGAGCAUUUCAGAGUCCAGCCCGAUCAGAUGGACCCAGCAGCCAUCUUGACAUUAGGCUUUAGCCAGCAGCUAAACCCAGAGCAUCUCUGAACAGCAAUAAGGUGAUAUUUAUCCUAGACGUAUCGUCAUAACCUAGAUGCAUAAAAUGCAUUUUUAGUUAAGACAAGUUAGAACAACAAGAUAAUGUGACGUUGCAGUUAGUCUGCAUCAUAGACGCAGCACUGACACAACCAUGGAACUGUUGCACCUUCCAUCAAAGACAGAAAACCCGACAAGAAGCUGACAAAAGUAAUAAUGAAUACAUAUAUUGUGGAAAAGACGCUUGUUAAUAAGAGUGAGGUCAUGAAGAGGUCAUUGUCCUGUGGAGGAACCAUGAACUUCACUGCAGACGCCCUGAGGUUUUCACUGUUUGUCAACAUGCAUCAUUAUUUUUAUUAUUAUUGGGUCGUCUUCCAUUGGUUCCUCUUUGCGUCACACAGUGGCAAACACUCGUGUCCUGUUGUUGACCUCUGACCUCUUUACAGACUCUUCUGGGGUGUUGGUUAGGCUUCAUUUGGUCAACACAUCUGGGGGGCUUUGACCCUAAACAUCUGAGGUGCUUAUUUAUUCCUUCUGUCAGUUUCUAGUGGGCUGGUUUUCAGUCUUGAUGGAGGGGAACCGAGCAUCCUGUCAGGCUGUAGCCGACCUCUGAGCUACGGAUCCAAACACCUACUCACAUUUCUUAUCCAUCGCUGGCUCCUCUUCCCCCUCCUCCACCUCUUUCUUCAGUUGCUUCUUUUUGCACCUUUGUCCUUGUUUUUUUCUUCUUUUUUUUUUUUUUACUGAUUUCAAAAUGCAUGUGUGGGAAACUUUCAGAUGAUGACUUUAACAUAGACGCGUGAAGAGAAGUCUCACACAAAUGUUCUUGUCUUCUCCUCUGACAGUGGACAAGCAUUAGCUCACGCGUCAUUGAUCCUAAGGGCAUUUUCACCACAGCAGUGUAACAGAACCACUGUCUGGAAUCAAACCAGGCUCAGUUUCAUGAGUCCAAUCAUGGUUUUCCAGAAACCUCCCAGUGCUGGUACUUGCCUUUGGUGUGUGUAUGAAAUCGAGUGCAGCAUUUUGAGUGGUGCCAUUUUUCCUGAACAUGUGUUGAAGCUCUCACUGUAUCACUGAUGCUCACAUCCCAACAGAACCACCUGUCCUGUCUCCUCACUUCAUCCCUCAUGUUGCUGUGCCUUCUCUUGUUCAUUUUCCAAAUGCUGCAGAUUUAUAUCAUCUGAAAAUAUAAAUAGGGAGAAUGAACUUGGAUUAUAAUUAUUAAAGUUAUGUCGCUGACUCUGUUGGUCAGCUGAUAACCAGAUGAUACCACACCGCAUACUAUGUGUGUGUCCACUCGAUGAGACGGAGAAAACAAGAAUACGAGAGGCUUCCCUCCACCGACGACUGGGUCCGUGCUACAAAGACUGAUGCUGGAUAUCAAUUUGUCACUGAAGAGAAAAGAAUUCAAAGAAUCAAGAACUGUAUAAAAUAUAUUUCAAUGGAAUGUUUAUUAUUUACCUUUUCUAUUUUUGAAUCUGAAAAAGAACAAAAAACCUUAAAGUUGUUAUAAUGACAACAGCAUUUAUGAAAAAGAGAUAAAAAACAAAAAAGUUAUGUUGUUAUAAUGUAUGAAGGUUUGACUGUGAAUGCUGAUUUACCUGAGCAACUCUCCUCCUUUACUGAUAGGAUCAAUUACAACCAGACAAAUAAUAAAGAAAUAAAAAGACUACUGUGAAAUUCAGUUUAAAGAGAAAACGUCAAAACUCCAAUAAAAAUAUGUGAAAAAAUA